This is a messenger RNA of Hyla sarda, 2836 nucleotides long. RefSeq names its product acyl-CoA oxidase 1 (gene ACOX1). The transcript is spliced from 14 exons. Gene Ontology annotation, molecular function: fatty acid binding; FAD binding. Lineage: Eukaryota; Metazoa; Chordata; Amphibia; Anura; Hylidae. The record is from RefSeq and is a predicted model, not a curated record. Gene Ontology annotation, biological process: lipid homeostasis; fatty acid beta-oxidation using acyl-CoA oxidase; very long-chain fatty acid metabolic process. Bases 141 to 2126 code for a protein of 661 amino acids. Gene Ontology annotation, cellular component: peroxisome.
GUUCCUCCUCUCCUCCCACUUUAGUCAUGUAAGGACAGGACUGGGCGGGGCAGAACUGUCACACAUGAAUCGGGGGUAAAGGUCGGUCGGGAAGUAAGUCUGCACCUCCAACUACACCGGCAGUAGGUGACAAGUGAGCGAUGAAUCCCGAUCUGAGCAGGGAGAGGGCCACUGCCUCCUUCAACCCGGAGACCAUCACAUAUAUCCUGGAUGGGAGCACGGAGAGGACCCGCAGGAGGAGAGAAAUUGAAAGCCUAGUGAUCAACGACCCCGACUUCCAGCAUGAAGACCCCAACUUCUUGUCCCGCAGCGAGCGCUAUGAGGUGGCCAUCAAGAAAAGUGCUCAGAUGGUGCAGAAGAUCCGACAGCACGGGAUAUCAGACCCCGAGGAAAUCUACUGGUUCAAGAGAACAUGUUUGGGCUCUCAGACGGAUCCCUUGGGCUUACAUUACAGUAUGUUUUCCAACAUGCUGGCAAGCCAGUGCAGUGAAUCACAGAGAAUCAAGUGGCUGCCUCUUGCCCACAGACUACAAGCCAUUGGCACCUAUGCACAGACCGAGCUGGGGCAUGGAACCCAUCUGCGAGGGUUGGAGACAACAGCCACUUUUGACCCGUCUACGCAGGAGUUCAUUCUGAACAGCCCCACUGUGUCCUCUAUCAAGUGGUGGCCCGGAGGGUUGGGUAAGACCUCUAACCAUGCUGUCGUACUGGCACAACUCUACACCCAAGGAGAAUUGAAGGGCCUUCAUGCCUUUAUUGUUCCUAUUCGUCAGAUGGGUACCCAUGAGCCUUUGCCAGGUGUCACUGUUGGAGAUAUCGGGCCCAAAUUUGGGUUUGAUGAAACGGACAAUGGAUUCUUGAAAUUUGAUAAAGUCCGUAUUCCCCGGGAGAACAUGCUGAUGAAAUAUGCACAGGUUGAACCAGAUGGAACAUAUAUAAAGCCACUCAGUGAUAAGCUGACCUAUGGCACCAUGGUUUUUAUCCGCUCCAUGAUUGUAGGGGACUCUGCACGCAGCCUUUCUAGGGCUUGCACUAUUGCUGUCCGCUACAGCGCUGUACGACAUCAAUCUGAGAUCAGAGCUGGAGAGCCUGAGCCACAGAUCAUGGACUUCCAAACUCAGCAAUACAAGUUAUUCCCUCUAUUAGCAACAGCAUAUGCAUUCCAGUUUGUGGGUUCAUACAUGAACCAAACAUACCAUAGAAUAACAGGAGACAUCCAGCAAGGGAACCUGAGUGAACUUCCAGAGCUCCAUGCCCUCUCUGCUGGAUUGAAAGCCUUUACUACAUGGGCUGCAAGCUAUGGCAUAGAAGAAUGCAGGAUGGCAUGUGGGGGGCAUGGAUACUCUCGUAGCAGUGGAAUCCCUGACAUUUAUGUGACUUUUACUCCAGCUUGUACGUAUGAGGGGGAGAACACAGUGAUGAUGCUGCAGACCGCUAGGUUCCUGUUUAAAAGUUAUUCUGCAGCUUUGUCUGGAGAACGGCUUGAAGGAAUGGUCUCCUACCUCAACGAUGUGUCCUUGCAGCGGGUGCAGGCUCAGCCCCUGGCUGGACGGUCCUUGAUGACAGACAUCAAUGAUCUGGGAAGUUUAGUGGAAGCCUAUAAACACCGGGCAGCAUGGUUAGUGGUGGCUGCAUCCAAAAAUGUCCAGUCUGAUCUGAAACGUGGAAAACGUAAAGAAGAUGCUUGGAAUAAAAACUCAGUUGACUUGGUCAGGGCCACUGAAGCACACUGUCAUUAUGUGGUAGUUAAGCUUUUUGUGGACAAGCUUGCUGAGAUCCUAGAUGUGGCUGCUCACCGUAUAUUGAGCUCGCUCUGUCUCCUCUACACCCUGCAUGGAAUCAGCAGAAACACUGGAGACUUUUUGCAGGCUGGCCUUCUAACAACUUCCCAGCUGGAGCAGAUACAUCAGCGGAUUAAGGACCUGUUGGCAGUAAUCCGGCCUAAUGCUGUAGCUCUGGUGGAUGCAUUUGAUUAUACGGAUACUCAGCUGGGCUCUGUACUUGGGAGAUAUGAUGGGAACGUGUAUGAAAAUAUGUUUGAAUGGGCAAAGAAAUCACCCCUGAAUAAAACACAGGUUCAUGAAUCUUUCCACAAAUAUCUGAAACCUCUUCAGUCCAAGCUGUAAUUCGCCUUUUACUUAAAGAACGGAAACAGGACCAGCACGAUUCAUUGUAUAUUUUAUUUUAAAACUUUCCUUGCUAAGAUCUUUUCUGCCAUUAAAUUCCCUGAAAUUGUUUGAUAGGACAGGGUUAGUCUACAGGAAUGGUUUUCGGGAUAUUUUCCCUUCUACUAAUAUCACUGUCUAUUUCCUACAGUCCCGCUGUCAGCAUCUGCUGAGUGCCACGGCUAGUGUAUGUUUUAGCUGUCAAAUCAUAAUGACAUACAUGCACGUCGCAAACAUUUUUUUUGAUUUUAACACCCUCCCCCUCCACAUUCUAGGAUAUAAGCUUGGGUUAAUGGAGGCUCUAUCAAGACCGUGUAAUUUAUAGUUAAUACAUUUUUUCUUGUGUAAAAUGUCUUAGAAUUUGUUAAAUGUUUUAGACCAGUGUUUCCGAACUUACGGCUCUCCAGCUGUUGCAAACCUCCCAACUGCAAGCCUUGGGCUACCCAGGCAUGGUGGGAGUUGUAGUUUUGCAACAGUGGGAGAGCCACAGGUAGAAGAACACUGUUCUAGACAGAUGGUAAUUACUGUAAUAUUAAUUACUGUAGCAGCCAUCACUAGGCUGCAGGGCUAAUAAAUGAUUGUCAGGUCACCAUACUAGAAACUGUAAUUUAAUAUAAUAAUUAAUGAUGUAAGUACCCAAUAAGAUACCUUUUAUAUUCCUAUUUGUAUGU